Molecule: messenger RNA, 3928 nt
Organism: Girardinichthys multiradiatus
Lineage: Eukaryota; Metazoa; Chordata; Actinopteri; Cyprinodontiformes; Goodeidae
Gene: fsbp
Product: fibrinogen silencer-binding protein
Exons: 2
Coding region: 2000-2962 (320 amino acids)
Source: RefSeq, a predicted model, not a curated record
GCUGCUGCCAUAGAAGAUGGCUGAUGCCACCACAGAGUCAAAAAAGAAGAACAUGAUAAAUCCUGAAGGCUUGUGAUGUUGAAGGUUCACUAAUUUUACUCGUUAGGUUGUGUGUGGACAUUUGUUUGCUAAUGUUACCUUUUAGGAAAUCCAAAUCAUAAAAUUCCUUUGCAGCCAGCACAAGUAUUUUCCAGAUCUAGAUCAGUAUGUGAAAGGAAAAUGGCGUGUGGAAAAAUAUUUGUGUUCUAGGCUGUAUUCCUUUUACUAUUUUCUAAAACAUCCAUUCAUCCAUCUGCCAUAGAUUCAUAGUAUAUUUAUGUAUUGAUACUUUAAAAAAUCUUCUAAUUGUAGUGUUUUGAAAUAAGCAAUGUGUAGGAACCCUAGACCAUAAACUCAUUUUCACCGUUUCUGAAAGAAAUAAUUGUAAACUCUAUAUGAGACUGUUGGUUCUGAUCCGACAAACAACAGAUGAGGAUUUAAGACUCGUAUUCCAAAUAAAGGCAUGUAAGAUAUUAAUGAAAGAGUUUGCAAUAUUCUGUUGACAGUAUCACACUGACUUAGUCUUUUCUGACAACCCUCACAAUGCAGUGUGAAGACAGUAAUCUAUACAAUAUUUUGACAUCAAUGAAUGCAAAACAAAUGCAAGAGACAUUAAGAGUACUACCAUUCAAAUUAUACGAUACUAAUGUUUUAGGUCCAGAUAGAUGUUCUGAUGUACAGUGUUCAACUUUCAUCAGAGUGGCGCUUUUCAAUCUUAACAUUGUCCCAACUGACUGACCUAUUUAAUAUUACAUUUAUUUGAACCAUAAGAUAAGAAAUAUCUGUAAAUGUUACCUGUUCACCAUUUAUAUAAAUGGUGAACAGGUAACAGUGUUUGGCUGCAUAUCUACAAUUCACAUACCAGUCACAUAGGCUGUUAAAUCUGGUUUCCUCUCAUUUAACAUUAAUGCAUCGAAGUGUUUGUCGCGUUAGAGGCAUCUGUCUGCACCAACAAUGCCAAAUUUAGCACAAAGCCCUGCCUUAUUUGUAUUUCUUAUGAUACAGUCCUUAUCCAUUACUGUAAGGGCGGGCGGGAUUCGCCUUGUUUGGUUCUGUUCACCGUGGAUGCCUUCAUCAGCCACAACAAUAGCGCUUAUCAACGUGGAUGGGUGGAGGCUGAGGGGCAGCGGGGUUGGUGCGGUCAGUUUAGGACUACUUUGAGCAUCUCCGCUGCUGAACACACGCGGCGCGCACGCGCGGUCCCGCCUGCUCGGCACUUUUUUUGCACGCGCUUUGAUUUGUGGAACAGGUGUGUAUUUUGGUGGAUUUGAGCGCGCCUGCUGUGGGCUGGAGCGCUGCUUGUCCGGGCAUGCGCAGUCCGCCCACACCCCUCCCCCCUCCCUGUAGUUAAGCCAGCACUAUUCCAAAUCUUCCCUCUCUAUAGAUAAACAGACCCUCUAACCCCGCAGCAGCCUCUAAUGUUGCGUUUAAAAACACGUCCCCCUCUCUCUGUGGAAAACACAGCCCCGCAUCUGCUGUCAUUUUUAUUUAAAGCAGAUCAGAAAGUGUGACUGUGAUGCUGCUGUGCUUGGUUUGGGGUUUACACAGACCGAGCUGUAAGUAGGUCGGGCUGGGCUUAAGCGGCUUAACUACGUCAGCCUAAGCUGAGAGGAAUUCAUCCAAAGCCCUCCGCUGGUAGGCGGGGGCCUAAACGAGGCUGGCCUAGUUAAGCCUGAUUCUUAUUGUGUGCAGCACAGCCAGUUUUUAUUGUGCAACGUAGCUGUGAGAGAACACAGGACCAGAGUGUGAAUCCAUGCACUUGUUAGUCAAAGCCAAGGGUUUAUCUGGAGGAGAAGAGAAGGGAAAUGAGACAUGAAUGACUGUUAGGCCAGUGUGUGACCGGGGACCAAGAAAAAAGACAGCAAAGCAGAGUGGGGAGCUACAACUCUGAGAUUGGUUUCAGAAAGACGAAAACAGUUUUAGGCCUGAUUUGGUCCAUCUCAGUGUGCUAUGCUGUAAGAUGGCCUCCAACUCUGUGUUCAUGUCCAGCAUGGUGGGUAAAGCUCGCUCUUCUAACUUCACCCUCUCCGAGAAGCUGGACCUCUUGAAGCUGGUCCGCCCUCACAUCCGCAUCUUGGAGGAGCACACCAACAAGCACGCCGUCAUCGUGGACAAGAACAAGUGCUGGGACACUGUGGCCGAACAGUACAACGCUCUUGGAGGGGACAGACCCCACCGCACCGCCCAGGGCCUCAGGACCCUCUACAAGAGGCUGAAGGAGUCAGCUAAGCAGGAAGUGAUGCAACGGAGACACGCCCAGCCAGAGUACAGAGGGAGCAUCUCUGAGCCGACCAGGAGGAUUAUGGAGAUGAUACCUCACUUGUUUCACCAUGUGCCCAUCCACGAAAAGGACCAAGCACUGCGCAGGUUAAUAUACAACAAGCACAAUUCCCCCAUAGAGCAUCCUGGCAGCAGCUCCUCUCUGGCUGGACUCCAGGAUUAUUCGGCAGCUGUACCAAGUAUUAUUCACGAGGUGGUCCAGCUAGACCCUGACGAGGAUGUAAAACCACCGCCAGACCUCCCUGUCGUCACCUCGCGCGCAGGUCCAGUGCUGGAUGGAUUUCAGGAGCAAGACGGAGAGCAGGACUUGGCCAGUGCCCAUAAUUACGAGGGAUCCUUGUCUCCCACUUCCUCCUCCGUUAACAUCGCCCUCUCUGCCUCGCCGCUGCCUUUAAGCCAUGACGUCUACCAAAAUGACAUCUACCCCCGCCACGAGACGGAUAGGUUUCGUCCUCUGCACCUGGCCAAGGAGGAGCAUGAGCUGGUGUUGGCCAAUCACAGGAAGGUCGCGCUGUACCUGGAGGAGAAGAGAGAGGGUCUGAAGAGGAAGCAGGAACUGGAGGAGGAGCUUUUGAGAGCCAGAAUUAAAGUGGAGAAACUAAAGGCUGCCCGACUGAGACAUGGGCUACCAGUUCCUCUAUAACAAGAAGCAUCAUGCACAUACUGUGGUUUGCAAAUAUAUUCGCACCCCUUUGACUUCUUCUAGUUCCAUUAUCUUCUAUGUAUUUUAUUGGGACUCUAUGCGACAGACCAGCACAAAAAAGGAAAGAAAGUAUGACGACCUCUUUACUUUGAUAACCUUCAAGAAAAUCCAGUCCAUUUUUAAUUGGCCUAUCCCAUAAAAUCCUAGUAAACUACACUUAAACUUGAAGCUGUAACAUGACUAAAUAGGAAAAAUGUAAUUGGGUCUGAAUACUUUUGCAUGACACUGUAUGUGUGUGACAGUGGAUGUGACACUAUGGAGAUUAAAGUGCUUCUGAUGAACAGUGACAUCAGAUGGAUGCUUGAGGGCAUUUCCAGAAAAUGAAUUACUUUUGGAAACGUAGUGCCUCAUACAUACCUACUGUAUGUGGUUAUCCUUUUGUUCUUGCAGGAUAUCCUGCCUCAGUUACUGUUUAUGCUCGUCGCUGAUGAACAUUAAGACUUUUCUGUCAUGCUGUGAUUGCGCAAAGUGAAAUACUUUUUUCCUCUGCAACUGGUAUGUAGCUGUGGGUUUGUCAGGAUAGUCUUUAUUAGCCAAGAUUAUUAGGAUUGCUCUUACAAUAUAAGUGUAAGUGGUAGGACAGUUUGGACAAAUCAUAUUAGUUUAAAAUGUAUAAAAUUGCCCUGUUCGUCUGGUAUUUUAAGAAUUAGGGAGUAAUAAACAUAAAAGCAGUUUAUUUUUUAAGUUCUUGGAAAACUGAACAGUUUUGUAUAUCAGCUUUAAAAAAAUGGGUCACUAAAAGAACAUGUCUAAAAAUGUUUUCUAAAUCAUAAUUGUGUCACAAUUGAGAAACAUGUUCUGAUUAGGUGGUUUAAGGUGAAAAUAAGUAAAACAAAAUGUGAAAGUUGGGGAAUCUCUCCGGGUGCUGAGAUGGAGAUAUAUAUAUAUAUAUAUAUAUAUAUAUAU